CUAUAAGCGGUCGUGUCAGAUGGAUGCUUUGGGCGAGCAUUUUCGCGUAAAUUAAUUGAUUUCUUCUAAUUAAAUUAUUGUGAAUCAUUGUGGUAGCUAUUAAAAUGUAAAGUGAGCCAUGAUAAUAAAUAUUGAACUGAUACACAGGAAAGUGACUUCCAAAUAGGGGUGUAACUAAAAAACAAAAAUGGCCUCAGGUGAUAAUGAUCAUAUAGAAAUAAUGGAUAGUUCUGUGUUAAAGAAGUUGGAUACAACGCAUUCAGGAUCAGAGGAUGAUGAUCGCGAUAGGGCUUCUAUAGCUGAGAAAAAUGCACCGUACGAUCCAGCUGUUGGUCCCUCGGGGGCUAUCAGCAAAGUGCACAAAUCGGAUCGGAAGAUUGGUCACCGUCGUGUCGGCGAGGGCGGCGAGAUCACUUACAAGAAGAUACAGUCCUCGCAGAUCAUGGGAUCUAUACAGCUUGGUAUCCAACACGCGAUCGGUGGUCUAGCCUCCAAGCCAGAGCGUGACCUGUUGAUGCAGGACUUCAUGACGGUGGAGACUACAAAUUUCCCGUCCGAGGGUUCGAACCACACCCCAGCACACCACUACUCCGAGUUCAAAUUCAAGACCUACGCGCCCAUAGCCUUCAGAUACUUCAGAGAUCUGUUCGGCAUACAGCCGGACGAUUUCCUUAUGUCAAUGUGUAGUGCACCAUUACGUGAACUUAGCAAUCCGGGAGCCUCCGGCAGCAUCUUUUAUCUGACGAACGACGAUGAGUUCAUCAUCAAGACGGUACAGCACAAGGAGGGCGAGUUCCUCCAGAAACUACUCCCUGGAUAUUACUUGAAUCUCGAUCAGAACCCGCGCACGUUGUUGCCAAAAUUUUUCGGUCUGUAUUGCUAUCAGUGCAAUAGUAAGAACGUGCGCCUGGUAGCUAUGAACAACCUGCUCCCGUCGUCUGUGAAACUUCAUCAGAAAUACGAUUUGAAGGGAUCCACUUAUAAGAGAAAGGCGAGUAAGACGGAGCGCCAGAAGAGCUCUCCGACGUACAAAGAUCUGGACUUUAUGGAACACCAUACUGAGGGCAUCUUCCUUGAGGCGGACACAUACAGCGCUCUCAUCAAGACUAUGCAGCGAGACUGUAGAGUGCUGGAGAGUUUUAAGAUAAUGGAUUACUCUCUACUUGUGGGUAUCCACAAUCUCGAUGAAGCACAGAGAGAGAAAAGCGAGGCUAGACAGAGAGACUCUCAGAGUGACGAUGAAGAUUAUAAUAGGAAGAGUGGACUCAAUAGGACCAGAUCAGAGCAAACCAAAGAGGAUUUUAAGACACAAGUCAAACGGACACAGUCGAUAAAUCGUCACCGGCUGGUGGCGCACUCCACCGCCAUGGAGAGCAUCCAGGCGGAGAGUGAACCCAUAGACGAGGAGGAGGACGUGCCUCCUGGUGGCAUACCAGCCAGGAACGCUCGUGGUGAAAGACUACUUCUGUUCCUCGGUAUAAUAGACAUCCUGCAGUCCUACCGGCUCAGGAAGAAGUUGGAACACACAUGGAAAAGCAUGAUACAUGAUGGGGAUACUGUUUCGGUUCAUCGGCCGAGCUUCUACGCUUCAAGAUUUCUAGACUUCAUGGGGAAGACAGUUUUCAAGAAGAUACCUUCGUUGGACCUGCCGGAGAUCAAAGGCAACCAUCGCAAGUUCAGAACAUUGGUCACCAGCUAUAUAGCCUUGAAACACUCACCAUCGAAGAGGAAGAGCAUCGCUAAGCCGUCACGAGCUCAGGAGGAAAUCGACAACACAGGGGGGAUCAUCGGACGUCCUAUUAAGGACUAUAAUCCUGAAUACCUCAAGUCUAGACUGUCGCCGAGGUCGUCUAUGAGAUCUAGUCUGAGCGAUUUCACUGAUACGACUAUAUCUACCUGGAAUCAGAGGCAUCAGAUACCGACUGAAUACCCAUCGGUGCUAUCUGACAGACUGAAAGCCAGCGAUAGACUGCCGUUCCCAAGACGUAUAGACUUUGAUUCCUCAAGGGAACCUGGUACUUCAUACGCGGAUAACGUGUACAGAUCCUCCAUCCAAGACAGGAUGGAGUCGCUAUCAGAUCAGCUAACCAAAGUUCUGAGCACCGGCGCCGGCAGUUCACACAUCAACGGCAGUCUAGCAGACAGCGGCAUACAAACAGACAAUACGUCGACGAGCGUACCGCAGAUAUAUAUAGAGGCGCACACGUUCACUCCCGCCGUGAAGAUACUGAAAGACGCCGCAGUGGACACGAGGAACGAGGAGAACCUGCAGGACAUACCGUUCAUAGACGAAGACGAGCAUAAGUGGAGGAGGCGGAACCUGGAGAAACAUAAGUCCAUGUCGAACAUUCCAGAGAAGAUAGACGAGGUCAGUCUAGAACAUUCCAGCGAGCGACUAUCCAGCAGUCUGAAUCGAGCCAAGUCACCGACAUUUGUCGAGAAGUUCAAGAAAUUCUUCAUGGAUAUUGGUCUGGUUAAAACUGAGAGCAUCCCAGAGGGAGUUCACGCGGAUAAUACUGCGAAUAUGGCCAGCACGUUGCCCAAGAACCUGACAAGCUAUAGAGCGAAAAGUGCUACACCGAAUGUUAACGAGGCCAGAGAGACUUCGACCUUGCCGAAGGAUAUGAGGUUUAGGAAGGUGACGUCAGCGCAGACUGUCUACAUCAAGCCAGACUCGCCAUCACCGGUGAUGAAGCUGGUGAAGGACGCCGAGGUCCAAAUGAGUGAUGAUAAAAAGGAGCACGUCUCCGUAGUAAAGCUGAACGGUGACGAACACAUUAAAGAUUCUGAUUCAGAGAGGUUCAUCAAGGAGGUGGUCUACGUUAAGAGCUUAGAAAAGGCCGAGAUAUACUCCGGGAGAGACAGCGGCAGCACCAUCAUAGUGGUGCCGCCGGCUGAUUGAGAACCACGGGCAUAUUACCGGCCAAAAAUUACAUGUAGCUUUGCUAUGCAAAUAACGUCUCUAUUGUAUAACAGCUAAAGUCCUGUUUGAGAAUCCAAGUCUAUUCAGCGACUCGCCCGCUUGUGCUCAAUCUGUACUAGUGACUGAUCGUAUCGACGUAUUUAUUAGAUUUUUUUUUUAAAUUAUUAUAUAAUCAUAAUAAGAAUCUCCCGGUCACAGCCAGUGCUAAGUAUAGAAAUUAAAAAAAAAAUCAAAAAUAUUGACAUAGCAUUAUCUUAGUCGUUCCAAGAUUAUGUAUUACUAAGAAAAUUUAGUCACAAGAUGUAUAAUUUAAUAAAAAAAAUAAUGUCUGUAUCAAAAAAAUUAGACUCGACUAUAUUAAUUAAUUACUGUGUAUAUAUAAAAUAAAUAUAUAUAGCCUUAUAUGAGGAUUAUUUAAUAUUUUUUUUUGCCCAAACUUUUCUUAUGUUAAUAACUAAGUAUAUAAGUAUUAAGAUGUACUUUGUUGUUUUAAACUUUUAGACUUAUACCAGCUAUAAAUAAAAACUACAGGCCUGUUAAUCUAAACAUUGAUUGUAUAUCCUCACAACUAUUACGGAUGAUAUGCUAGAAAUAUUUUAUUUUAAUUUAAUUUAAUAUGUUGUAUACAUUAUGUAAAAUAAUAAAAAAAAAAAAAAAUAAUACAAGUUUAUACAAAAA
Molecule: messenger RNA, 3601 nt
Organism: Danaus plexippus (monarch butterfly)
Lineage: Eukaryota; Metazoa; Arthropoda; Insecta; Lepidoptera; Nymphalidae
Product: phosphatidylinositol 4-phosphate 5-kinase type-1 beta-like
Exons: 15
Coding region: 188-2902 (904 amino acids)
Biological process (GO): phosphatidylinositol metabolic process
Molecular function (GO): phosphatidylinositol kinase activity
Source: RefSeq, a predicted model, not a curated record